AGAAGCAUUUGUUUACAAACAGAAAAUUAGCUGUCAAACUAAAAAUGUAAAUUUAGGAAAUAAUUUAAAACAGCAACAUUUUUAAGCAAAUUUUAAUAGAAAUUUAAAAUUAAAUAACAUUUAAAAUGAACAAAGCGAUGCGCAAAAUAACCUAUUAUGAAAAUAUAUUAGAAUUUAAAGAAAAUACCAAAGAAGAAUUAAAUCUAAAUGAAAUAAACAAUUGGCAACUAUGUCGAACCUGUUUGAUAGACUCCAAGGAAGAUGAUGUAGAUCUAGAAAAGAUGAGAAUAAUGGAUGUCAUGGAAGGAAGUUUUCUGAGCAUAAAGGAAAUGCUAGUACAGACCACUAAUAUUAAGAUGUGUACUACCGAAAAUCUACCCACAAAAGUUUGUAAGGAAUGUUUUAGUAAAAUCACAGCAUUAUAUUAUUUUUGUAUACAAGUUCAUAAAGCUGAUAAGAUUUUAAUAAAAUUGGACCAUAAACUAAAAGGUUACAAGGAUGAAGUGUCCGAAUUUAUAACAGAGGAAGUAAACAGUUGUAAUGAAAAUGAAUUGCCUGAAGAUAGUAUACUACUCGAAGUCGAAGAACUUUUCGAUAUAGAAAAUGUGGAGGAUAUUGCAAAAAAUUUAUCAGACCCAAACAUAAUGGAUAAGGAAGAAGAGUCAAAGAAAGAUUUGGAGAAAACUGUAGACGAUAAGGAAAGUUUAGAAUAUUACGAAGAUGUUGCACAAUUAGAAGGAGCAUUUUUAGCAGAUGAUGAGCUAGAUGAUGAUAUUAAAAGUGAAGAAGAAAAUUAUCUGGAAAAAGAUCUUUUGGAGGCUCCUAGUACAAGUAGUAGUGAGCACGAGGAGGAUGAAGUGGUUGUACCUCCAAAAAUAGUUAAUUGCCCUAAGAAAAGAAAAGUUUGCAAAGCGCCUCCCAUGUCGGGUUAUAGACACAAACAGCCACGUGUUACCAGUCCUCUUUUAACUGAAAUCAGUUGCGCCAUAUGCCAAAAUACUUUUGAACGCCAACAAGAUCUUGUUAAUCACGUUCGUUCAUUGCAUCCCAAUUCAAAAGCUUAUAAAUGCCGAGUUUGUGGUAAUCUCUUCUCCCACAUACAGUCCUUAUCACGACAUAUGAACAACCACAAAGAGGCAGUGGUGUUUAAUGAGUGUGAAUAUUGUACGAAAACCUUUAUACGUGUCGAUGAUUUAAAACGUCACUUAAGAGUUCAUACUGGUGAGAGACCUUAUGCCUGUUCGUUCUGCGAAAAAUCCUUUCAGCAAUCGACCGAUUUAAAACUGCACGAGGAGAAACACUAUCUAACAAAAACAUUUGAAUGCACCGAAUGCAAAGCGAUCUACACAUCUCGUAAUGGUUUGUAUUUGCAUAAAAGAAAACAUCAUAAACAAAAAUCGGAUAUUGAAAAAGAACUUCGUUAUGCUUGCAACUUGUGCGAAAUGUCGUUUCAACAACCUCUCGAUUUGAAAAAUCAUCAAAAGAAACACUUUCUAUCGGAAAUAAUUAAGUGUGAUCAAUGUGAAAAUACUUAUAUAUCACGUAAGGGUUUAAGCUUGCAUAAGAAAAAGCAUCACAGUAGAAACGAUGGCAGACAGACAGAAAACGAGAACGAAAAAGAAAUGAUUGAUGAAUUAUUAGGAUCAGAAGAGGUUGAGGGCGAAGAAAAGGAAACUGGUAAAGAAAAAGAGGAAGAAAGCUUGAGGAUAGAAGGGGAAAAAGAAUCCGUUAGGGAAGACGAAUCCCAAUGAUGAAGGAAGAUUAAGAAAAGUAGUUAUAAAUACGUUUUGUUAUUUACAAUUAAAAUAUAUGUAUGUAUAUAAGAUCAAACAAGUAUCUAAAAUUCUGAAUAUUAAAAGAAAUCGAUUUUUUACUAAAAAUUCAA
This is a messenger RNA of Lucilia sericata (common green bottle fly), 1885 nucleotides long. Its product is annotated as zinc finger protein 836-like. The record is from RefSeq and is a predicted model, not a curated record. Lineage: Eukaryota; Metazoa; Arthropoda; Insecta; Diptera; Calliphoridae. Gene Ontology annotation, molecular function: DNA-binding transcription factor activity, RNA polymerase II-specific; zinc ion binding; RNA polymerase II transcription regulatory region sequence-specific DNA binding. Gene Ontology annotation, biological process: regulation of transcription by RNA polymerase II. The transcript is spliced from 3 exons. The coding region runs from base 126 to 1751 and encodes 541 amino acids. Gene Ontology annotation, cellular component: nucleus.